ACACGUUUUUUUUUUUUUUUCGUCAAAAACAACUUUAUAUCUAAGGAACAACAUUGAUUUGACGGCCUGCACAUGGGAUAGAUAGACGACCGGUGACGUGUUUUUUACGCGUGAGCUUUGCUAGCCAACGGAGCCAUGACAUCGCUUGUACAAGUGUGAUCGGGGAUUUCUAUUGGAGAAGCAGUUUUAGCCUAUCUUCAUACUGUACUGUCAUUGACUGUAUCCUUCUAAAUGAUGCGUGGAAAAACUAUAAUAGUGACUGGUGCCAACAGUGGCAUAGGUAAAGCCACAACAGUUGACCUACUGAGGCGCGGGGGUCGUGUGAUCAUGGCUUGCAGGGACAUGAAGAGGACUGAGGAAGCGGCACAGGAGAUAAGACUGGAGACAGGUCCAGAUUCGGGAGAACUCCUAAUCAAACACCUGGACCUCGCAUCACUGAAAUCCGUGCACAGUUUCUGCGAAGACAUCAUCAAGGAAGAGCCCAGGAUUGAUGUGCUGAUCAACAAUGCAGGCAUCUACCAGUGCCCCUAUACCAAGACUGAGGACGGCUUCGAGAUGCAGUUCGGGGUGAACCACCUCGGCCACUUCUUCCUCACCCACCUCCUCCUGGACCUCCUGAAGCGCUCUGCCCCCAGCCGCGUGGUUGUGGUCUCGUCCAAACUCUACAAGUACGGCGAGAUCGACUUUGACGACCUGAACAGCGAACAGCGCUACGACAAAGCCUUCGCCUACGGCCGAAGCAAGCUAGCCAACCUCCUUUUCACCUGCGAGCUGGCCCGCCGCCUCGAGGGGACGGGGGUGGUGGUCAAUGCCUUGACCCCGGGGAUAGUGAGGACUAACCUGGGGAGGCAUGUCAAUAUCCCGCUGCUGGCCAAGCCCCUGUGGGAGCUGGCAUCCAGGGUCUUCUUCAAGAGCCCCGAGGAGGGGGCGCAGACCUCUGUCUACCUGGCCUGCUCGCCCGACGUGGAGGAGGUCCAGGGGAAGUGCUUUGCGGACUGCCAGGAGCAGAAACUUCUGCCCAAGGCUACGGACCAAGAGGUGGCCGGGAAACUUUGGGAUAUCAGUGAAGUCAUGGUGGGCGUAACCACGUGAUAAAUAAUGUCUACCUUUCACUGUCUCCAAAUAUUAGACCUUGCCAAUGUACUGCAGAGAACUGUGCCGUGGAUGCCUGUUGCUAUGCAUUGUGGUUAUAUUGCCUUGACACAAUUGUUUUUUUUACUGGUAUGUUGUUAUACCAUGCCGUCAAUUAUAUUAAACUCUCUAAGUGAAGGGAGAUUGUUGCUAUGAUCUCAA
Coregonus clupeaformis (lake whitefish) is the source of this 1293-nucleotide messenger RNA. RefSeq names its product retinol dehydrogenase 14a (gene rdh14a). The coding region runs from base 232 to 1092 and encodes 286 amino acids. NCBI's taxonomy places the organism in Eukaryota, Metazoa, Chordata, Actinopteri, Salmoniformes, Salmonidae. The transcript has 2 exons. The record is from RefSeq and is a predicted model, not a curated record.